CAAUUCAUCCCACCACCUAAAAGAGGAUGGGGGACUUCUUGCUAACUUGGUACAAUGUUAUAAGAAAAUACCAAAGGGUGAGGAAGUGGCUAAAAGCGGCAGUAAUUAUUUUAGAAAAAGUUGGUAUAGUGGCUACGGCACGGAAAUUUAUUGUAAAAAAUGUGCGAUUGAAAAAGACGGGUUUGAUAGAAUUUCUCAGUGGAUAGAGUACUCGUUUCCUAAACAAGUUGUCGGAG
Molecule: messenger RNA, 236 nt
Organism: Racocetra persica
Lineage: Eukaryota; Fungi; Glomeromycota; Glomeromycetes; Diversisporales; Gigasporaceae
Source: the annotation of a GenBank genome assembly